Messenger RNA from Kluyveromyces lactis, 1434 nucleotides. It is a transcript of the gene COQ1, whose product is annotated as trans-hexaprenyltranstransferase. Gene Ontology annotation, cellular component: transferase complex. The record is from RefSeq and is a predicted model, not a curated record. Gene Ontology annotation, molecular function: prenyltransferase activity. NCBI's taxonomy places the organism in Eukaryota, Fungi, Ascomycota, Saccharomycetes, Saccharomycetales, Saccharomycetaceae. Bases 1 to 1434 code for a protein of 477 amino acids. Gene Ontology annotation, biological process: isoprenoid biosynthetic process; ubiquinone biosynthetic process. The transcript has a single exon.
AUGUUGAGAUCUGCUGCUGUCAGAAGGUCUUUAUCAAAGGGCGAAGUUUCUUCGUUACUUUCAUAUAGAUACAAAUCUUCUUUUGCAACUGCUUUGAACACUGCGGCUAGAUUGGUAACUCCAAAGGCAUUGUUGAAUAACCCAGUAUCAUUAGUAUCAAAUGAAAUGAACACAUUGGCGAAAAACAUAGUUACACUAAUUGGUUCAGGCCAUCCAUUGCUAAACCGAAUUUCAGGUUACUACUUUGAGGCAGAAGGUAAAAAAGUUAGACCUAUGCUUGUUUUAUUACUCUCAAGAGCACUAUCGCAGAUUCCACUGGAAGAAAGAGAUCGCAUCAAGAUUGAUUACACAGAUGUUCCGGAAGAUCCCGUAUAUUCUAAAGUGCAACACUCUCGACUUUUCGAAAACGUACCGGCAAGCAUUUCUCCAUUGCAUAUUCUACAUGGCAUUAAACCAUUGAAUCCACUAACUAAGGGUCCGGAACCAUUGCCCCAAGAGUUUGAUAGAGCAAGGGGCAUCCUUCCAAAACAGAGAAGACUUGCAGAAAUUGUGGAAAUGAUUCAUACUGCAUCUUUGCUUCAUGACGAUGUCAUUGACCAUUCGGACACAAGACGUGGUAGACCAAGUGGAAACAUCGCAUUCACAAAUAAGAUGGCCGUGUUAGCAGGUGAUUUCAUGUUAGGCAGAGCCACUGUAGCAAUUUCUAGAUUGAGAAAUCCAGAAGUCGUCGAACUAGUCUCCAACAGUAUUGCCAACUUGGUUGAAGGUGAAUUUAUGCAAUUGAAGAAUACCGCAAUCGAUGCCGAUCACACCACUUUCAACAAUGGCACACAACAUAUUCCACCACCACCAACCAAGUUUGAACUAACUGAACAUGAAUACAGGGUACCAACUUCUAGUACAACCAAUGGGACUCAACUGUCACAUGAUCAAUUAGUUGAUAUGGCAUUCGAUUAUUACUUGCACAAGACUUAUUUGAAAACUGCGGCUCUUAUCUCAAAAUCUUGUAGAGCUGCUGCAGUCUUAUCUGGUGUUCGUGAUCCAAUCAUUGAAGAGUGUUAUGAGUUUGGGAAGAAUUUGGGUAUUUGUUUCCAACUGGUCGAUGAUAUGUUAGAUUUCACGAUUUCCGCUAAGGAUUUGGGGAAACCAGCCGGUGCUGAUUUAGAACUGGGUAUUGCAACGGCCCCUGUACUUUUCGCAUGGAGAGAGGACCCAUCUCUUGGUCCUUUGAUCAAAAGAAACUUCUCUAACCCUGGUGACGUUGAGGCUGCUGCAUUGGCUGUGAAAAAGUAUGACGGUGUGGGCAAAACAAAUGAACUUGCUAAAGAUUACUGCAAUAAAGCAUUACAGAACUUACGCAAUGGAUUGCCUAAUAGCGAUGCCCGUUCAGCUCUAGAAUUUUUGACUAAUAGUGUUUUAACGAGACGCAAAUGA